Ceratitis capitata (Mediterranean fruit fly) is the source of this 2597-nucleotide messenger RNA. RefSeq names its product GATA zinc finger domain-containing protein 14. NCBI's taxonomy places the organism in Eukaryota, Metazoa, Arthropoda, Insecta, Diptera, Tephritidae. Gene Ontology annotation, cellular component: nucleus; transcription regulator complex. Bases 361 to 1923 code for a protein of 520 amino acids. The transcript is spliced from 3 exons. Gene Ontology annotation, biological process: regulation of transcription by RNA polymerase II. The record is from RefSeq and is a predicted model, not a curated record.
CAAACUGAAGAGUUUUCAAUUGCUGUUGCUUAUUCAAGCCAAUUAAAUUGUUUUUUUUUAUUACACCAGCAGAAUUUAAUUAAUUAAAUUAAAAUAAUUUGUGCAUAAAAAUUCCAAAGAGCUUCGCAAUUGGCAUAUAUGCAAGUUUUAUACCAAGAGCUAUUCCUCAACGUUUAUUCUUUAAUGAAAUAUGUGAUAUCGGCACUUACGCAGCCCUCUAAUUAUCAAAUUUAAUUAAGCGAUAAUUAAAGUAUCUGUACGAGAUACAGAGAUACAGAAAAAGCAAAGUGAAAUAAGUGAUUAAAGUUUUAAUUGCGUAAAUCCAACACAUAGGCAAAAAUUGAUUUCAACGCGCAGAAAAUGAUGGACGAGCAGCUAAUUGAUGAAGUCGCACAACAUGGUGUUAUUUUCAAUCGUCAAAAGUAUUAUCUUAAUGGUAGUAAUGGCCCCGGUGGCAUGGGGGGGAAGUAUGAGACUAAAGAUGAAGCCUGGCAGACAAUUGCUAUAAAGCUGCGUACAGAUGUGGAAACAUGUAAAAAACGUUGGAAAUAUUUGAGAGAACGUUAUGUUUCACAGCGCAAACAAGGUGAUCCACCCGUAUAUGAACACCUUUCGCGACCCUAUCUCGAAAAAAUGAAAUUCCUAGACCAACAUAUACAACCACGCAAAUCUUAUAGGAAUGUGCCAAAUUUUCUCACAUCACCGCACUCGGUUAAUAGUUCCAAUUAUAGUGAAUUCAAUAUGGAUUCCAAAUCGAAUGGAUCUCUAAAAAAUUUAGGUCAUUUCGGCAGCUCUCAACAUCACUACCAUCAACCGGAUCCUCAACAUGCCAUGAAUGCACUCAGUUCAGCUGCGGUAGCUGCUUCAGGUACAGAGAAUGGUAAUGGACAUGUCAAGAUUGAAGCCGAUCAAAUGUUUCGUGAUUUCGCCGCUGCAGUAGCCUCACAACAGCUGCAGCAAAUAUCACAAACACAGCUACAACACCAACAAGCUGCUGCUGUUGCGGCCGCUAUGGCGGAUUCCUCUCAAAAUUAUAAUGAGCACUAUCGUGAUAGUCAUCACAUGACAAAUGGUAAUGGUGUAACACAUAAUGGCAAUGGUGGUGGCAUGGCUAUAUCGUCAUCGUCGUCAUCAAUGAAAUCACCGUUAUCAUCUCCAUUAGAUGGAGUAAACGGUAACCAGAGUGGUGCUAAUCAUACCAGUGGUACUCAGCAGGCUGCAGCACAUUCCUCAUCAUCUAAUCAUAUGUCUACACAUGCAUUUGGUGAUUCCAAUAAUGAUGAGAUGGACUCAUCUACCAAUUAUCACGAAUCGAAAAAGCCCCGUGUACAGCUAAAUUCAAAUGCCAACAACAUGCCACAUAACAGCAAUCAUACGCAACAACAACAACAACAACCUGGUGCCCAUGAAACUUCCAAUUCGACUAAUGCACAACACUACCCUGACGACAGCGACGAUGAUUCUGAUGCCCAUGAAACUUCCAAUUCGACUAAUGCACAACACUACCCUGACGACAGCGACGAUGAUUCUGAUGACAAUAGCCAUGGCUUGUUACAGCCACAAACCAUAUUGAAUGGUAAUCAAAAUAAUCACUACGAUGGCGCACCUUCAACUUCCACCGCAGCGGCAACGCAUCGCAGUUCUAAUUCGGGGCAUAGCAAUCAACAACAGGGCAUGUUUCCUGCCAACGCCGACUUCCUUUUUCAACUUUAUCAUCAAUUGCCUCAUCAACAACAGUCGCCUACAACGCCACAACAACCGACACAUCUCAACAAAUUCCAAGUACCACAAAAUCCUGCACCACCGCGUAGCUCUGAACAUCUGCUGGGUGAAUUGGUAACAACAGAAUUGCUAAAAAUGACAAAAGAAAGACGUAAAACCGUUCAGAAACGUAUAUUGGAAAUACUCUUUUUCGACGACUAAAAUGGUUGUUGAAUAAGUCAGUUGUAAGAAAGUGAUGCAUACUUGCAUCAGGCUACAUUUUGCCAUCUCUAAACCAGAGUUAGCGUAAAAAUGUAUAUACAUUCCAUGCAUCACCUAAAUUUAAAUUAUUAUCAGUACAUAUAUAUACAAUAUAUAUUUACUAACUAAGGUUAUUUUAAUGUGUCAAAGUUUUCCUUCGUAGAGCAUCAUCUGAAUUUAUGUUUUAAUUUAUUUUCUAUUGUAUUUAUUUAAUUUAUUGGUCGCCGUACGGCUUCAUCACUAUUCUGCUCUAGUCAGUCUACGUAAACUUUGCUUUAGAACAAUUAAAACUUGCUUAUUUGUGUCCUUAAACAAUUUAUUCUUGUAACAAUUUUAUUUUUAUUUUUCUUAGUAUACUAUACAACUCUUAUAUAUAUAUAUAUAUAUGUUUUCGAUUCGGUGGAAAAAUAUAUUCAUGAGUUUUUAAGGAGAUUUUUUAAAGUACGUACUGUAUGUAUUUUUAUAUAACUCUAGGUAUUGCACCUUUUACAAUGUAGUGAUACACAGCUGAACUGUGUAUCAACUUAAUGUAUAUUAAGUUUAAAAAAAAUUAAUAUGCUAAAAAUAAACCUAUUAAACUCGCUUGUAGAUAUACAGAUAAAUAAAGAGAUGUAAAACUGAAAAAAAAAUUAUCU